ACUCAGAGGUCUGACAGCCCAGAAGAGUUGGAUACAGCCUCAGCCCCCUGAACAGGAGUCACAACGCAAGGACUAAAUAGGGAGCAAACCCAGCCUUCCAUCCUGACAGGUCCUCUCAGGAGAGAUGACACCAGCCAGACCAGGAUUCUACCCCCUGCUGCUGCUCCUGCUGCUGGGACUGUGGGUACCUGAGGCCCCAGUCAGUGCCAAGCCCAAGAACAUGACCUCAUCUCAGUGGUUUGAAACUCAGCACGUGCAGCCCAAGCCGCAAGCAUGCAACUCAGCCAUGGGUCAYGUCAACAAGUUCACAAAACACUGCAAAAACCUCAACACCUUCCUGCAUGAAUCCUUCUCCAGUGUGGCCACCACCUGCCAGACCGCCAACAUAACCUGCAAGAACAACCAUAAAAACUGCCACCAGAGCUCAGGACCUGUGUCCCUCACCAUGUGUACACUCACCUCAGGGAAGUAUCCGAACUGUAGGUACAAAGAGAAGCAUCUGAAUGCACCUUACAUAGUAGCCUGUGACCCUCCCCAGAAAGGGGACUCUGAGAAAUUUCAGUUGGUUCCAGUGCACUUGGAUGAAGUCCUUCAGGUUUCCAGACUUUCUGACUCUUUGGUUGGGUCUUAAUUCCUUCUCCAGGCCUCUGCACCGAUCCUCCUUGGCUCCUUCUCCACCCAGAGUGUUCUCUUCCUUUCAUCUCUGAGGGCUCUUCCUGGUUCAGGCUCUUUGGAGAAGCUGACAGGGAGCUGAGGCUGAUACGUUGGUGGGCUGAGCUCCGAGAAGAUGGUCUUUCAUCUUUUAAUUGCUGUUUUCCCAGAAACUUAUCCCCAAGAGAGGGGCUGAGCAAACUCAGGUUCAUAGGUUCCCUGGUCUAUACCUUUAAACAUCUCUCCCUCAUCCCAUCUUGUCAUGAUAGCAUGAUAAGAGAGGAAAUAAAUGGAGAAGGGGUGAAUAGAAUUUAUAGACAGCUCUGUUUCCAUUCCUAAACCAGAAGUCUUCCCARCUCUGAUGUAGGGGUCACCUGUAUGGGGAGAGGGGGUCRGAAGGAAAGAGGAAGACAAAGAAAUGCCACAUGAUAUUUAUAUAACACGUCACAC
Urocitellus parryii (Arctic ground squirrel) is the source of this 1101-nucleotide messenger RNA. Its product is annotated as ribonuclease 8-like. Gene Ontology annotation, biological process: defense response to Gram-negative bacterium; innate immune response; defense response to Gram-positive bacterium. The record is from RefSeq and is a predicted model, not a curated record. Gene Ontology annotation, molecular function: RNA nuclease activity; nucleic acid binding. NCBI's taxonomy places the organism in Eukaryota, Metazoa, Chordata, Mammalia, Rodentia, Sciuridae.